This is a messenger RNA of Salvia hispanica, 2433 nucleotides long. The record is from RefSeq and is a predicted model, not a curated record. NCBI's taxonomy places the organism in Eukaryota, Viridiplantae, Streptophyta, Magnoliopsida, Lamiales, Lamiaceae.
CACAAAUUACGUUCCGCAGCGCGCUCUGCUCUCAGGUAAAUACGUGUCACAUUGCAAAGCGACUUUGCUGUACCUUCAAGCACUAUAGUAAACAUGAGUGUGGUAGGUUUUGAUGUUGGGAACGAAAGUUGUGUCGUUGCUGUUGCUAGGAAAAUAGGUAUCAAUGCUGUGCUCAACGAUGAGCCAAAGCACAAAACUCCUGCUGUUGUAUGUUUUGGCAAGAAGCAGCGAUUCCUUGGAACAGCUAGUAUGAUGAAUCCAAUAUACACAAUAUCACAGAUCAAACGUCUUAUUGGACGCAAAUUUUCGGAUGUUGUUUUGCAGAAGGAUAUCAAAUCAUUGCCAUUUUUAGUCACUGAAGGGCCUGAUGGAUAUCCCUUGAUUCAUGCUCAAUAUUUGGGGAAGAAUAGGACCUUCACACCUACUCAGCUUUUAGGAAUGGUACUUUCUGAUUUGAAGAUCAUUGCAGAAAAGAACUUAAAUGCUGCUGUUUUUGACUGCUGCAUCGCGAUACCUGUUUACUUCACUGAUCUGCAGAGAAGAGCUGUUAUAGAUGCUGCAACCAUUGCUGGUUUGAACCCUCUUCAUCUCAUUCAUGAGACAACAGCUACUGCCUUAGCUUAUGGUAUUUACAAGACUGACUUGCCUGUAAAUGAACCAAUGAAUGUUGCAUUUGUUGAUGUUGGUCAUGCCAGUAUGCAAGUAUGCAUUGCUGCCUUCAAGAAAGGUCAGCUGAAGAUAUUGGCUCAUUCUUAUGAUCAGUGUUUGGGUGGAAGGGAUUUUGAUGAAGUGCUUAUCCAACAUUUUGCUGCAAAAUUCAAGGAUGAAUACAAGAUUGAUUUUUAUCAAAAUGCAAGUGCUUGCCUAAGACUGCGUGCUGCUUGUGAGAAGUUGAAGAAGGUCCUUAGUGUAAAUGCCGAGGGGUCGUUGAACAUCCAGUGUUUUAUGGACGAGGACGAAAAGGAUGUUAUAGGUUUUAUGAAGAGAGAUAAUUUUGAGCAGAUUAGUAGUCCAAUUUUGGAACGUGUGAGAAAGCCUUUGGAGACGGCUCUUGCUUGUGCCCGACUGACUACCCAGGAUAUACAUUCUGUCGAAGUUGUUGGUUUAGGCUCUCGAGUUCCCAUGAUCACAAAAAUAUUGACAGAGUUUUUUGGAAAGGAGCCUAGACGAACAAUGGAUGCUAGUAAAUGUGUGGCGGAAGGCAGUGCUCUGCAAUGUGCUAUUCUCAGCCCCACACUAAAAGUCCAAAAUUUUCAGGUUACCGAGAGUUUUCCAUUUCUCAUUGUUUUGGUAUGGAAAUUACCUCCCCCUGAUGAUACACCAACUGGAGCAGCUGAUAGGUGGCAGAGCUCUGUCUUUUUCCCCCCUGGUAACCCCAUGCCAUGCCUUAGGGAGUUAACUUUCUAUAGAUCUGGCACCUUCACGAUAGAUGUACUGCAUUUGGAUGGCAGUGAACCUUCGAAUAUUAGUACUUACACGAUUGAACCUUUCCUGUCCACAAAAGGUGAAAAGGUAAAGUUGAAGGUCAAAGUGCAUCUGAAUCUUCAUGGCGUUGUCUCGAUCGAGGCUACAAUGAGCAUGGAAGCUAGGCUCGAAGGAUUAGAAAAGGCUAUGGAGGAUCAUGCUGCUCACACUUCAGCUAGGCUCGAAGGAUUAGCGAAGGAGGAACAGGCUGCUUGCACUUCAGCUAGGCUCGAAGGAUUAGCGAUGGCAAUUGAGGAUCAGGCCGCUCGCACCUCAGCUAUGCUUGAAAGAUUAGCGAUGGCGAUGGAGGAUCGGGCCGCUCGCACUUCAGCGAUCGAGGCAAAGUUCGACAAUCUGGCAGCCACUCAAAAAUUCCAGCUCGACCUAAUCAUGCAACAUUUUACUGCCUUGGGCAGCCACAUAGGUCUCGAGGAGUCAACAUCCUGUGCAGCAGCUGAGGAAUCCACAACUCUGCCACACCAACAAACGAUGGACCUUCCUACGUUUGAUGGCAGCGACGUGCUCGCAUGGCUAGCUAGUGCAGAUCAGUAUUUUCUAGUCCAGAAGACGCCAAUGGAGAAGCGGGUCGAGCUUGCCUCGACCGUACUCUCCGGCCCCGCGAUGUCUUGGAUCCAGUUCCUCCAAUGCCGCAGCCCUGACCUCACGUGGGAUCAGUUUUCUGACGAGCUUCUCAUUCGUUUUGGGUCUGAUCUGACCUUAGACGAGUACGAGGCGCUGCCUACCCCGUCCCAAGAAGGGUCUCUCGACGACUAUAUUGCGGAAUUCGAAGUAUGCCUCGCUCAACUUCCGGAGCUCACUGAGAAGCAAUAUCUUGGAUUAUUUCUAAGGGGGCUGAAGCCCAACAUCCGUAUGCAGAUACAAGAUCCCACCAUCACCACCUAUGCAGAUGCUUUCCAAAUGGCGAAGCAUAUUGAGGAGUUCAAUCGACGUAGGCCAGCUUGCCUCUAA